Messenger RNA from Nezara viridula (southern green stink bug), 6917 nucleotides. Lineage: Eukaryota; Metazoa; Arthropoda; Insecta; Hemiptera; Pentatomidae. The record is from the annotation of a GenBank genome assembly.
ACAAUAUUAUUCUGCCACUUCAUUUGAGAAAUGGUGGACUUUACAAUUCUGCUACUGGCGGCAUUCACACGAACUUCAACGUUUGUGGGAACGUCGCAGGUCAUCUUCGAACCGAAAACACUUGUGAGCUAUCUCUGCCCCGACGUUACCAAUGAAAUGUUGCAAGAUGGAUUGGACUACGGUGCGAAAUCGUACCGUUACGAUCUCAUCACUCCUGCAGUAACAGAGUUCACUAGUCAACAAGCUCUUCUAUUGUCUCUCCUCUACUGUCUGGCAACUCAAGAUAGGGAAUCUUGCACUAUCCUGGCUGAUUGCUCAAAUCGAAUCCAGCAAGUGCGGUCUAGGCACGUCGCACUCUGGCUGAGGGAGGAUUUUAGUUCCCGGAAGAUGACAUGAAAACUGCAAUGGGUCGCCUCGACUCUAUGGUAGUUGGUGGAGCAUUGGUCCUAGACUCAAAAGUCUUCACGGUUUACUCUUCCCUCGCUGAUAGCUAUGGGAUUAGUAUGCGAACGAAAAAACAAAAUGGUGAUUUAGUGGUUGAACUUGAAAAUGCUGUGGUUAGUAACAUCCCUUGUGAAAUUAUCACACUAGCCAAUGAAGGUGCAAAUAUCAAUGGGUUGACUCAGUCGGGAGAAAGCCUCGUACAUUUGGCCGUAAGGAGUGGAAGUACCUCCUCUAUUGCUGCAUUGGGGUUUCUGAAGGCAGAUCUUGACGUUUUCAAUGCUGCUGGUGAAACCCCUAUGGAAGAGGCUAUAAACAAUAAUAGCGUUCCAUCUAUCAAGGCACUGAUAUUGGCUGGUUCUAAUAUUAAGAAGCAGUUCAAAGGUAACUCUUACCUACAUAUUGCUGCUUCUUCAGGCAAGAACGAAGCAUUGCGGAUGUUACUUGAGGCAGGACUUGACCCCGACGUAAGGAACCACCAGGGAAAUACUUCAUUGCAGAUAGCUGUUAAAGGAAGAAAUGUCCAAGGGGUGGAUAUCCUGCUGGAAAGAUGUGUUAAUAGUUCUUUGAUACCAGAAGAAGCAAAGAGCCUUUUACAUUCGGCCAUUGUCACAUCGAAUGUUGAUAUGUUGAGAGCAUUUUUAAAAUGUAAUAUUUUUACAAAACUCAGAUUUGAAAAUAAUGACACAUUAGUUCACUUAAUAGUUCGUUCGAAUAAUGCAACUGAAAUGCUCAAAAUAUUGCAAGAUCGAAGGGUGACAUUAAACAUAAGGAACAACGAUAAUCUCGCACCUUUACAUAUAGCUACUGAUCCAUCUGUUGUCGAGACCCUACUAGAGAUGGGUGCAGAUGUCAAUACAACAACUGGAAAAGGAAAAACAGCUCUCCAUAUAGCAUCGGCCAAAGGAUUUCUGAAUGUCGUAAAAGUUAUAGUUCAACAUGGUGCAGGGGUUAACAUACAGGAUAACCAUGAUAAAAUUGUUCCGAUCGUUGCUACGAAACCAAAUCUAACUGUUAAAACGGGGAACGGCAAGACGCCACUAAUUGAGGCAUCUAUUUAUGGCCAUUUGGAUGUAGUGAAAUUUCUAAUUGAACAUGGGGCAGCUAUUCACCACAAGGAUAUGGGCGGCAUGACUGCACUACAUCGUGCAGCAGAAAAAGGACAUAUUGACGUUGUGAGAAUACUGUUAGUACGUGGAGCAGAUCUUACAGCUAAGUCAAAUGUUGGCUGGACACCACUAAUUGGAGCAUCUCAUAAUGGCCACUUAGAUGUAGUGAAACUUCUGCUUGACCAAGGAGCACCUAUCAAUGAUAAGGAUGAUGCCGGAAUUACUGCACUAAAACAUGCAGCAACAAUAGGACAUGUUCAGGUGGUGAGAUUACUUUUAGAUCGUGGAGCGGAUCUAACAGCUAAAUCAAUUAAUGGCUGGACACCACUAAUGGAAGCAUGUAGUAAUAACCAUUUAGAUGUGGUGAAGCUUCUUCUUGACCGAGGAGCGCUUAUCGAUGAUAAGGAUGGUAGUGGAAUUACUGCACUAAAACAUUCAGCAGAGAGAGGACAUGUUGGUGUGGUGAGAAUACUAUUAGAUCGUGGAGCAGAUCCAACAACUAAGUCAAAUUUUGGCUGGACCCCACUAAUUGAAGCAUCUAUCAAUGGCCAUUUAGAUGUUGUAAAACUUCUGCUUGACCGAGGAGCGCCUAUAAACUAUAUGGAUAAUGGCGGAGGAACUGCACUAAAAUAUGCAGCAGAAAGAGGAAAUGUUGGCAUGGUGAGAUUACUGUUAGACCGUGGAGCAGAUCCAACAGCUAAGUCAAAUGUUGGCCGGAUACCACUCAUUGAAGCAUCUAUCAAUGGUCAUUUAGAUGUGGUAAAGGUUCUUCUUGACCGAGGAGUGCCUAUAAACUAUAAGGAUAAUGGCGGAGGAACUGCAGUAUUUUAUGCAGCUGAACUAGGUCAAGUUGGCGCGGUGGCUUUAUUGUUAGAACGUGGAGGUGAUCUAACAACUAAAACAGGUGACGGCAUAACGCCACUAAUGGGAGCAUCUAUUCAUGGCCGUUUGGAUGUAGUAAAGCUUCUCCUUGACCGAGGAGCACCUAUCAACGAUAAGGAUAAGCGCGGAAUUACUGCACUAAAACAUGCAGCAGAAAAAGGACAUGUUGACGUUGUGAGAACACUGUUAGAUCGUGGAGCAGAUCUAACAUCUAAGUCAAAUGUUGGUUGGACAGCGCUAAUUGUAGCAUCUCAUAAUGACCAUUCAGAUGUAGUAAAGCUUCUUCUUGACCGAGGAGCGCCUAUCAAUGAUAAAGAUGAUGCCGGAAUCACAGCACUAAAACAUGCAGCAACUAGAGGACAUGUUCACGUGGUGAGAUUAUUGUUAGAUCGUGGAGCAGAUCUAACAGCUAAAUCAAUUAAUGGCUGGACACCACUAAUGGAAGCAUGUAGUAAUAACCAUUUAGAUGUGGUGAAGCUUCUUCUUGACCGAGGAGCGCUUAUCGAUGAUAAGGAUGGUAGUGGAAUUACUGCACUAAAACAUUCUGCAGAGAGAGGACAUGUUGGAGUGGUAAGAAUACUGUUAGAUCGUGGAGCAGAUCCAACAGCUAAGUCAAAUGUUGGCUGGACACCACUAAUUGAAGCAUCUUGUAAUGGCCAUCUAGAUGUGGUAAAGCUUCUCCUUGACCGAGGAGCGCCUAUAAACGAUAAGGAUAAUGGCGGAGGAACUGCACUAAAAUAUGCAGCAGAAAGAGGACAUGUUGGCAUGGUGAGGUUACUGUUAGAUCGUGGAGCAGAUCCAACAGCUAAGUCAAAUGUUGGCCGGAUACCACUCAUUGAAGCAUCUAUCAAUGGUCAUUUAGAUGUUGCAAAGCUUCUCCUUGACCGAGGAGCGCCUAUAAACGAUAAGGAUAAUGGCGGAGGAACUGCAUUAUUUUAUGCAGCACAAAUUGGCAAAGUUGAAGCGGUGGUUUUAUUGUUAGAACGUGGAGCAGAUCUAACAGCUAAAACAGGUGACGGCAUUACGCCAUUGAUGGAGGCAUCUAUUCAUGGCCGUUUGGAUGUAGUAAAGUUUCUCCUUGAUCGAGGAGCGCCUAUCAACGAUAAGGAUAAGCGCGGAAUUACUGCACUAAAACAUGCAGCAGAAAAAGGACAUGUUGAUGUUGUGAGAAUACUGUUAGAUCGUGGAGCAGAUCUUACAUCUAAGUCAAAUGUUGGCUGGACACCACUAAUUGAAGCAUCUUGUAAUGGCCACUUAGAUGUAGUGAAACUUCUGCUUGACCAAGGAGCACCUAUCAAUGAUAAGGAUGAUGCCGGAAUUACUGCACUAAAACAUGCAGCAACUAGAGGACAUGUUCACGUGGUGAGAUUACUGUUAGAUCGCGGAGCAGAUCUAACAGCUAAAUCAAUUAAUGGCUGGACACCACUAAUGGAAGCAUGUAGUAAUAACCAUUUAGAUGUGGUGAAGCUUCUUCUUGACCGAGGAGCGCUUAUCGAUGAUAAGGAUGGUAGUGGUAUUACUGCACUAAAACAUUCAGCAGAGAGAGGACAUGUUGGUGUGGUGAGAAUACUGUUAGAUCGUGGAGCAGAUCCAACAGCUAAGUCAAAUUUCGGCUGGACACCACUAAUUGAAGCAUCUAUCAAUGGCCAUUUAGAUGUGGUAAAGCUUCUGCUUGACCGAGCAGCACCUAUAAACUAUAAGGAUAAUGGUGGAGGAACAGCACUAAAAUAUGCAGCAGAAAGAGGACAUGUUGGCAUAGUGAGGUUACUGUUAGAUCAUGGAGCAGAUCCAACAGCUAAGUCAAAUGUUGGCCGGAUACCACUAAUUGAAGCAUCUAUCAAUGGUCAUUUAGAUGUGGUAAAGCUUCUGCUUGACCGAGGAGCGCCAAUAAACUAUAAGGAUAAUGGCGGAGGAACAGCACUAAAAUAUGCAGCAGAAAGAGGACAUGUUGGCAUGGUGAGACUACUGUUAGAUCGUGGAGCAGAUCCAACAGCUAAGUCAAAUGUUGGCUGGACACCACUAAUUGAAGCAUCUAUUAAUGGCCGUUUGGAUGUAGUAAAGCUUCUCCUUGACCGAGGAGCGCCUGCCAUUGAUAAGGAUAAGCGCGGAAUUACUGCACUAAAACAUGCAGCAGAAAAAGGACAUGUUGACGUUGUGAGAACACUGUUAGAUCGUGGAGCAGAUCUAACAUCUAAGUCAAAUGUUGGUUGGACAGCGCUAAUUGUAGCAUCUCAUAAUGACCAUUCAGAUGUAGUAAAGCUUCUUCUUGACCGAGGAGCGCCUAUCAAUGAUAAAGAUGAUGCCGGAAUCACAGCACUAAAACAUGCAGCAACUAGAGGACAUGUUCACGUGGUGAGAUUAUUGUUAGAUCGUGGAGCAGAUCUAACAGCUAAAUCAAUUAAUGGCUGGACACCACUAAUGGAAGCAUGUAGUAAUAACCAUUUAGAUGUGGUGAAGCUUCUUCUUGACCGAGGAGCGCUUAUCGAUGAUAAGGAUGGUAGUGGAAUUACUGCACUAAAACAUUCUGCAGAGAGAGGACAUGUUGGAGUGGUAAGAAUACUGUUAGAUCGUGGAGCAGAUCCAACAGCUAAGUCAAAUUUUGGCUGGACACCACUAAUUGAAGCAUCUAUCAAUGGCCAUUUAGAUGUGGUAAAACUUCUGCUUGACCGAGGAGCGCCUAUAAACUAUAUGGAUAAUGGCGGAGGAACUGCACUAAAAUAUGCAGCAGAAAGAGGACAUGUUGGCAUGGUGAGGUUACUGUUAGAUCGUGGAGCAGAUCCAACAGCUAAGUCAAAUGUUGGCCGGAUACCACUCAUUGAAGCAUCUAUCAAUGGUCAUUUAGAUGUUGUAAAGGUUCUUCUUGACCGAGGAGUGCCUAUAAACUAUAAGGAUAAUGGCGGAGGAACUGCUGUAUUUUAUGCAGCAGAACUAGGUCAAGUUGGCGCGGUGGCUUUAUUGUUAGACCGUGGAGCUGAUCUAACAACUAAAAGAGGUGACGGCAUAACGCCACUAAUGGUGGCAUCUAUUCAUGGCCGUUUGGAUGUAGUAAAGCUUUUCCUUGACCAAAGAGUGCCUAUCAAUGAUAAGGAUAAGCGCGGAAUUACUGCACUAAAACAUGCAGCAGAAAAAGGACAUGUUGACGUUGUGAGAAUGCUGUUAGAUCGUGGAGCAGAUCUUACAUCUAAGUCAGAUGUUGGCUGGACACCACUAAUUGGAGCAUCUCAUAAUGGCCACUUAGAUGUAGUGAAACUUCUGCUUGACCAAGGAGCACCUAUCAAUGAUAAGGAUGAUGCCGGAAUUACUGCACUAAAACAUGCAGCAACUAGAGGACAUGUUCACGUGGUGAGAUUACUGUUAGAUCGUGGAGCAGAUCUAACAGCUAAAUCAAUUAAUGGCUGGACACCACUAAUGGAAGCAUGUAGUAAUAACCAUUUAGAUGUGGUGAAGCUUCUUCUUGACCGAGGAGCGCUUAUCGAUGAUAAGGAUGGUAGUGGUAUUACUGCACUAAAACAUUCAGCAGAGAGAGGACAUGUUGGUGUGGUGAGAAUACUGUUAGAUCGUGGAGCAGAUCCAACAGCUAAGUCAAAUUUCGGCUGGACACCACUAAUUGAAGCAUCUAUCAAUGGCCAUUUAGAUGUGGUAAAGCUUCUGCUUGACCGAGCAGCACCUAUAAACUAUAAGGAUAAUGGUGGAGGAACAGCACUAAAAUAUGCAGCAGAAAGAGGACAUGUUGGCAUGGUGAGGUUACUGUUAGAUCGUGGAGCAGAUCCAACAGCUAAGUCAAAUGUUGGCCGGAUACCACUAAUUGAAGCAUCUAUCAAUGGCCAUUUAGAUGUGGUAAAGCUUCUGCUUGACCGAGGAGCGCCAAUAAACUAUAAGGAUAAUGGUGGAGGAACAGCACUAAAAUAUGCAGCAGAAAGAGGACAUGUUGGCAUGGUGAGACUACUGUUAGAUCGUGGAGCAGAUCCAACAGCUAAGUCAAAUGUUGGCUGGACACCACUAAUUGAAGCAUCUAGUAAUGGCCAUUUAGAUGUGGUAAAGCUUCUCCUUGACCGAGGAGCGCCUAUAAGCUAUAAGGAUAAUGGCGGAGAAACUGCAGUAUUUUAUGGCAUAACGCCACUGAUGGAGGCAUCUAUUCAUGGCCGUUUGGAUGUGGUAAAGUUUCUCCUUGACCGAGGAGCGCCUAUCAACGAUAAGAAUAAGCGAGGAAUUACUGCGCUAAAAUAUGCAGUAGAAAAAGGACAUGUUGAUUUGGUGAGAAUACUGUUAGAUCGUGGAGCAGAUCCAACAUCUAAGUCUAAUAUUGGCUGGACAUCACUAAUGGAAGCGUCUUAUAAUGGCCAUUUAGAUGUGGUGAAGCUUCUUCUUGGCCGAGGGGCGCCUAUCAAUGAUGAGAGUAAUAGCGGAUUGACUGCACUAUAUUUCGCAGCAGAAUGCGGACAUGCUGGUGUAGUGAAUUAUCUUAAAUCAAAUGGAGGGGUUUAG